Molecule: messenger RNA, 5214 nt
Organism: Pangasianodon hypophthalmus (striped catfish)
Lineage: Eukaryota; Metazoa; Chordata; Actinopteri; Siluriformes; Pangasiidae
Product: regulator of G-protein signaling 3
Exons: 26
Coding region: 122-3637 (1171 amino acids)
Biological process (GO): signal transduction
Cellular component (GO): plasma membrane; nucleus
Molecular function (GO): protein binding
Source: RefSeq, a predicted model, not a curated record
CAGCGCUGGGAUUGGUGGACGGCGCGCUCGCGCUCUGACAGUGCGGGGCGUCCGGGGUUUGAAUGUGAGAGGCGGCUCGCGUGAACUUCAACAACAGCGCGCGUGAGAGCUGUCGCGAGAGAUGGAGAACCGCAGAACACGCAGGCAGCCCGCACACUCGGAUAAAAGAAGGAGCACCUUUAAAGAGCCAUGCUGGCUCCGGGAGCCAGACCUUAACCAAGGACCAGUAGUAAAAAGGCCAUGCAGAGAGAGGAGGGAAAACAUUGGACAUUCAGAGAACAUGGAGAGGAAAGCAAGAGACAUACGACACAGGAGGGUACUAGCUCCCUCACAACAGUCAAAUGAUUGUCCAGGUCGGCAAGAGCACAGUGAGUGGAAGAGGACGGUGUGCCACAGGAGUCCAGGAGCACAGGUUAAAGUAGCAGCAGUGGUUAAAACCUCCCUGACAACUUGUACCACUCCAAAACCUGCCCCUAGAAAAAGGAGGAAGAUUCAUCCAUCUGGGUUUAGGGGCAAAGGUCAGUUGAAACUGACAGUAACACCAGACAAUGGUCUGCUUCAUAUUCAGAUUCUGGAAGCCCGGGGUCUGCUGGGACGGGAGUGUAGGCCAUGUGACUCGUAUGUCAAGAUAACUCUAGUUCCAGAUGUUGACCACAGCAGCAGGCAGAAGACCAGGACUGUCAUCAAUUGCAAGAGUCCUGUCUUUAAUGAGUCCUUUGUGAUAGAUGUGGGUGAGGACAAGCAACUGAAGAGACUGUUGGUGACCGCUUGGAAUCGCAGUCGGACUUCUAGACGGAGUGAGUUCCUGGGCUGUAUGAGUUUUGGUGUUCACUCCCUCAUCACUUCUGCAAAGGAGAUCAGGGGUUGGUAUUAUCUCCUGGGUGAGGAGCUGGGCAGGAACAAACAUCUGCGAGUAGCUACACGCCGUGCGAAGCAGUCUGAUAAAGCUGCUCUGACCAACCAUGCUGCUGGACCUGAUAUUACAUCCCCAGAGAACAUGCAAUCACUAACCGUUACCAUUCUGAGGGGAAAGGAUGGUUUCGGCUUCACUAUCUGCUCAGACUCACCUGUGCGUGUGCAGGCUGUGGACCCAGGUGGUCCAGCUCACCAGGCUGGUUUGCAGCAGUUGGACACGGUGCUUCAGCUGAAUGGCCAACCAGUAGAGCACUGGAAGUGUGUGGACCUGGCACAUGCCAUCAGAAACUGCCGGAAUGAGAUCACCGUGGUGGUCUGGAGGACAAUGCCAGUCAUGAAGCCUUACUACGAAGGCCUGAUUCACAGGCCCUCGUAUAAAACCUCUGGCUUUGACAGUAUGUCUCCUGCCACCAAGACCCAAAACAAAACACCACCCCUGCUUUCUCGACCCUCCAACCACAAACUAAGCCGUCGUAAGAAAGGAAACAGCUCUGAGAGUGCAGGAAACGGAACCAGGGAGCCAACAUGGUCAUGGACAGGGAAACGGGAAGAGAACGACUACAAAACACGUACACAGACCCUCAAGGGCACCCGUGUGACAUCAUCGAAUGGUGACAAUUACAUCAUCUUGUCCCCUGGAAACCAGAUAUUACAACCUGUUUAUCCAGACAGCAAUGGAACACUAGGAACACUUGGGAGAAUUUAUCAGACUCACUCCUCACAAGGGAUUCAACAGAGCACAGCCUACCUCCAGGACACUGGAGUGGAAGCGCGAGCCACAUUACGCAGGUCUCUGAACAGCAAGACGGCCACAAUUCCACCCUCAUCAUACAGACAGAGCUUUGCCAACUACCAGAACUGCACUCUUGUACAGUCGCAUCUGCCCCACUCCAGCUAUGGCACUUAUGUCAGCCUGGCCCCCAAGAUCCUCAUCUUCCCUGUGUUUGUCCAGCCACUGGACCUAUGCAGCCCGGAGAGAACGCUGCUGUUGUCUGAAGAGAUGAUCCUUCAUGACAGCACAAACAUGGCACUUAAGGCCACAGUGUUCAUCUACACUGACCUAAUGCUGCUUACUAGAGAGGACGAACCCGGUCGAUGCAAUGUGCUGCAGAGUCCUCUCUACCUCCAUCAGAUCCAGCUGCAAGAUGUUCCUGCAGAUAAACUGCGCCUGUAUAUCUCAUACAGAGUAGAGAGAACUGAAUGUCUGUUCAGUUUGGAGGCCUUUUCAGCUGAGCAGAAGAGAAGAGUGUACCAAUGUCUGAGAGACAACAUCAACAAGCAGCUCACUCUGAGAGAAAGAAUGGGUCCUGACCAGAAGAUAAACACUGCAUCAUUUGUGAAGAUGCUAGAGCCAAAGGCUGGUGAUCAGGCUGAUUUGGGACUGCUGGGCUUCGGAGCGCACAGCGUUUCAGAACCAUGUUCUCCAUCGCAACCCACCUGCUCCCCUCUCAGUGGUCUUACCAGAGCCAGAACCAGCAUCCCCUCUGAGUGUGUGUCAUAUCCCAGUGAGUGUGUCCAACCCCCUCCUACACUGGGAGACACCUCUAAAUCUGCACACAUGGAGCCUGCUGCCAUCUGGAAGGAGAGAGUGAAGGAGCCAAGGCGAGGUGAACGGGAGCCAGAGUUCGAGAAGAGGGAACAGGGUGAAGGCGAGAGCGCCAGGCCUACGUCUUCAUCUUCCUCCUCAUCACCUCUCAUCAUCCCUAAACUGUGCCUAGAUCGCUCCUUCAAUCCAGACGUUCUCACCUCACCAUCCACUGAUGACGAUGACGAAGACCUUGAGGAGGAGGAGGAAGAGGAAGAGGACAGCGAUGAAGGCUAUCUGAAGCGGAGGAGCCUGGUGGAGAUGUCACCUGGCAGGGGGCAGCAGAGCACCAGGCUGUGUGUGCAGCGCUCGCUGCACCGGCGCACACACAGCGAGGGCAGCCUGCUGCAGGAGCCACGCUCACCACGCUUUAUCUCUGACCAGGCCAUUCACUGCAUGGAGAGCAGCAGAGAGAUGCAGCAGCGCUGGACUGUCCCCUCACCCCAGACCCUGAGGAAAGAGCUCACGAAGAACAGAGGAUCUGUCCAUCAGAUCUGCCUGCUCUUCACUGGUAGGAGGGUCUGUGGUGAGCCAAACUGUAAGUGUCAAAUGGGGAAGAGUGCCAUGAAAAAGAAGAAAUCAAAAAAUCUAGCAAAAGAUAUGAAGAAUCGUCUGACCUUUCUCCGGAAGAAGAACAACGACAGACCCGGAAGCCAUCCAUCCAGCAAGCUGGAGAAAGUCCUCAAAUCAGACAAGCCUUCUCCAGAAGAAGCUCUUAAAUGGGGAGAAUCUUUUGACCAGUUGCUCUCUCACAAAUAUGGACUUGCUGUGUUCCGCUCCUUCCUGCAGUCGGAGUUCAGUGAGGAGAAUCUGGAUUUCUGGCUUGCUUGUGAGGACUACAGGAGAAUCAAAUCUCUAUCCAAAAUGGCUUCAAGAGCAAAAAAAAUAUUUGAACAGUACAUCUCCAUCCAGUCAUCUAAAGAGGUUAAUCUGGACUCUUACACCAGGGAGCAGACGAAGGAGAACAUGGAGAGCGUUGGUGCUGACUGCUUUGACCUGGCCCAGAGCCGGAUCUUUGGACUCAUGGAGAAAGACCCAUACCCUCGCUUCCUCCGAUCCGACCUCUACCUGGAUUUAACCCACCAAAAGAGAGCGCCACUACAGAGCUUUCUUAAAGCUGCUGAUUCUGACUGCUGAGUCUUAACAUCUGUCAGUAGCGUGAAGGAGAUAUGCAGCUUUCCAUAUCAAAUGGAUGUCAAAGAGUAAACAGUGUUUGUUGGCCAGACUCUCCAGACUGUGUAUAGCACUGUGUGUGUGUUUUGUGCUAAUAUAGACCCAGUAUGUGCCAGUGAGGUGUAUUUUGAUUCAAUGCUGCCCCCUGUUGGAUGAUGCUGGUAAAAUGAUGACACAUGGACUGAAAUGUUGAUCUCUGUGGCUGUAUUAGCAGCAUCCAGAGGGUGAAAAGCUUGUUUGGUAAGGAAGCAAAGAAGAAGCUUGGUACUGUUUUGUUGCAGUCUGCUUUCACCAGUUAUACAAAAUGAACUAGGCACAGAUGGGUGACAAAUAAAGGGGAAAAACCAGUGGUUCAGUCAUGCUGUGGGAGGUAUUUUGCGGUCAUGAUUCGGGUCCACUUGCCAUUGUGGAAAAUACUAAUCGAUACAAAUUUAUUCAGACAGAUCACCUUUAUCUGUGAUGAAAUAUUUCUAUCCUGAUGGGAGUGGGAGAGGAAAGAAUGGCACUCAUCCCUCCAGUACAGUCCCAGAGACUUGUGGAAUUUAUGUCAAGGUGCAUUUGAGCUGUUCUGGUGCCUUGUGCUGGGCUGACACCUUUCUAAGACACUUUAUGGUGUUUAUAUUUCCUUUUAAUUUGUCACCUGCCUGUACAUCAGAGAGUUUAAACAGAAGCACUGAAUGACCUCUUAUGGGAUACCAGUGAUUAAAAUGGCUGGACUUUGCAUGUAUGAGUUUUCAGUACAUAAAAUGAGCUUUGACAGCAUAGAUUAAACCUGAGCUUAAGAGUCUGUAGGAAUUAUAACAUCAGAGUGAUUUUGUUAAAUUUCUUACUAAUGAAGUUGUAAAAGGACGCAAAGGCAGAUAAAGUUGCUCCAGGCUUAACUGUGUGAUAAUAUUUCAUACCACUUGAUUUGUGUAUUCCAGCGGAUACCAGCAGAUUUGAAAUACCACAUACUGACCUUUUUCCAUUUGAUAAUUAGAAAAGCUGUUUAAGAGUUUUGACCUUAUUUCCAACGAGGUUAAAAUGAAAAUCCAACCAGCCAUCCUACGUGGCUUUUUAUGCAAGAAAAAAUGAAAAAAAAGUGUCACAUGUUCAUGGUAUGUUUAUUAAUUUUAUCAGCAGAACGAAUCAGUAAACAUCAAAUCGGGUCCAGUGCAAAUGCAGCAUUUCAGACCAGUAUCUGUCCGAUUCCGAUACACGACACAUUUUCAGCACUGUAGACUUCAUUCCUUGUCUACCUGUCUUCAUUUAAAAGUGCAAUACGUGAGCUCUCCCCACCAGCUGACCUCACAAUGGAUAGAACUAAAUGGGCAUCUUGAUUCUUUUAAUGAGAAAUUUUAUGUCUACAGCGGAUACAGGUGAUUAUAAGGAGACAAGCAUUAUGAAGAUUUAGGGGAGCGUCAUGGUAAAAAAAAAAAACAUGGUUUUUGUUGAUGAAAAUGUUUCUGUUUCCUGUUUGUAGGGAGGCUCUGUUAUUAUUAUUAUUUAAGUAUACAUCUGAGAUGUUAAACAAUAAUAAAACCUCAAUGUAUUGUUUUUUU